AUUAUGGGUAACUUCUGUGUCGGUGGGAAAAACCCACUUUCAUUUCCGCAUCAAAAGCGUAAAGUUGGUAAUUUUGUAAAUUAUUGUCAUUUUAUUUAUAAUGUAGUGGUCGGGACCAUCAUGAUCAACUGGACACUUUAAAACAAUUAAAAUUUUAUCCUAACAACACCUUCGUUGUGAGAGAUUAAGAUUAUUGGACAGUGAACAGAUAUUUGGCAGAUUAAGUUAUAUCUUAUCUAUACACUAUGGCAAUGCAAACACGGAUAUCUAAAUCUUCUGAAACUUCUACAAAAGGGCAAGUUUUCGAUUCUGAAUCGCAACGUGUCUGGAAGUCAAGCAGCAAACAAAUACCGAGAAACUAUGGCCAGGUAUUCGACAACAGUCAAUUUUGGCACUUGGUUCCAGAAGAAAUUGGUAAAGGUCCUUAUGAAAUGUGUUACUACCUAUCUCUUUUAAAAAAUGGAAGUGUACCUGAUAGAUCUGUAAGAGUCCAUAUUGUCGGCAAUUAUGCCCAAGGAAAAACCUCUUUAGUUAAAAGGCUUUUAAAAGCAGAGACAAAGCGUACAACAAGUACAGACGGGAUUGAUAUAUUAAAGCUGCGUUCAGCGGAUUCAUUUCUACAAACAAGAGAGCCUGAAAAUCUAUCUGAGUCGACAGACGAAAGGGGAACUUUUAGUGUAGAAGGUAUGUUUGACAGUGGGAACACGUCAAUCAACUAUGAUCUAUGGGAUUUCGGCGGGCAGUACGUCUUUUAUGCGACACACGCACUUUUUCACAGUAACAGGGCAAUAUAUGUUUUAGUAAUGGACUUGACAAAGAAAUUCGAUACAAUCGUACGAGAUACAAGUCACCCAAACGAAACGGGAAACAGAAACGUAGAAUACUUCAUAAAAUUUUGGAUGAAUUCUAUUCAUUCGUUCGCUGGAUCAUUAGACGGAUUUGAGCCACCAGUAAUUCUAGUCGGCACACAUAUUGAUCAAGUUCAAGGAUUAAGAACAUCUCAACUCAAACACGCUGAAAUAUUCUUUGAAGAUGUGAGGAGUCUCUUUGAUGGAACCCAGAUUUUGAAUCAUUUUCAUAAAAAAGAAUUUGCUGUUAAUAAUCUCAAUCGACAUGACAUUGUCAUAGAUGAACUACGAGAAGAGAUAAUGAAAAUUGGACGUUCAAAGGUAAGAAACGUUGAAAUACCAACAAGAUGGGUAUAUUUAGAUCAUAAAUUGAAAUAUGUUACACAAAAAGUGAUAACAAUUGCAAACAUACAAACAUUGAUAUUGGAGUAUGAUCUUCAAACGAUGCCUAUAGAGGAACUAAAACUUUUCCUGCAAUACCAGCAUGCUAAAGGGACCCCUUUUUUAUUUUGAUAGAGAUCCCAAUUGCAGAGUACGUCGUGU
Ruditapes philippinarum (Manila clam) is the source of this 1391-nucleotide messenger RNA. Its product is annotated as probable serine/threonine-protein kinase roco5. The coding region runs from base 246 to 1361 and encodes 371 amino acids. The transcript is spliced from 5 exons. The record is from RefSeq and is a predicted model, not a curated record. NCBI's taxonomy places the organism in Eukaryota, Metazoa, Mollusca, Bivalvia, Venerida, Veneridae.